Prosopis cineraria is the source of this 1052-nucleotide messenger RNA. Its product is annotated as glutathione S-transferase-like. Gene Ontology annotation, cellular component: cytoplasm. Gene Ontology annotation, molecular function: glutathione binding; glutathione transferase activity. Lineage: Eukaryota; Viridiplantae; Streptophyta; Magnoliopsida; Fabales; Fabaceae. The transcript is spliced from 3 exons. Bases 180 to 836 code for a protein of 218 amino acids. The record is from RefSeq and is a predicted model, not a curated record.
CCUAAAGCAAGACUAGGGUGAGGCCCCAUUAAGAAGACGGGAUGGGAUAGGAUAAAGCCAGAGGAUCAGGUUCGGAUUUCAUUUUUAGGGUGAAAAGCACGACGGGAGGGCAUCAUUCACAAGGGAAAGGAAGAAGCAAUACUCGCGGCGAAAAGAGGCAUUCUUCUUCCGAGUUAGAAAUGGCGACGCCGGUGAAAGUGUACGGACCAACACUGUCCACCGCUGUGUCAAGGGUUUUGGCGUGUCUCAUUGAGAAGGAUGUCCGAUUCCAGCUUAUUCCUCUAAACAUGUCCAAAGGGGAGCACAAGAAGCCCGAUUUCCUCAAGAUUCAUCCCUUUGGUCAAGUACCAGCAUUUGAAGACGAUAGCAUCUCCCUCUUCGAGUCGAGAGCGAUAUGCCGAUACAUUUGCGAGAAGCAUCCGGAGAAAGGGAACAGGGCAUUGUACGGCACGAACCCGCUGGCGAAGGCGUCCAUAGAUCAGUGGUUAGAGGCGGAAGGGCAGAAUUUCAACCCUCCCACCUCAGUUCUGGUGUUUCAGCUCGCGUUUGCUCCUAGAAUGAAGAUAAAACAGGACGAGGGAGCCAUCAAUCUGAACGGAGAAAAACUGGCCAAAGUGCUCGAUGUGUACGAAAGGAGGCUUGGGGAGAGUCGUUUCUUGGCGGGGGAUGAAUUUUCUCUGGCGGACCUCUCUCACCUUCCCAACACGCAAUACUUGAUGAGCACUAGCAAAAGCGAAAUGUUCACUUCCAGGACGCAUGUAUCCAGGUGGUGGUCUGAGAUCUCCGCUCGAGAUUCUUGGAAGCAGGUGGUUAAUAUGCAAGCAACCAGAAAUUGAUGCUCAUCUGAUAUGCUUUCUGUUUGUUUUUUUUUUCCAGCAACCGGGGCUUGCUUUGCCUGAAUUCUCAAUCAUGUUGUUUGCUUAAGAUGACCAUAAAUUUCAUUCUACAUGGCGUGACGAGUUAUGGAAUCUGUUUGCUGUGGAAUUGAAGCAUCGCUUCUAAAUCUAAUCAUAAUCUGAAUCUGAAUGCUAUGCAUCUGCCGUCUUUCCUCU